Molecule: messenger RNA, 3915 nt
Organism: Thamnophis sirtalis
Lineage: Eukaryota; Metazoa; Chordata; Lepidosauria; Squamata; Natricidae
Source: RefSeq, a predicted model, not a curated record
ACCUGUUCGUAUAAAAUGUGCAUUGUUUUACGGUUAUAUAAGAGCAAAUUAUACCAUAGCACAAAGUGCUGGACUCAGUUUAAUGUGGUACAAGAGUUCUGGACCCGGAGAUUUUGAGGAACCUAUAGCUUUUGAUGGAAAUAGAAUGAGCAAAGAAGAAGAUGCUAUUUGGUUUCGUCCAACACUGGCACAAGACAGUGGGCUUUAUGCAUGUGUCAUAAGAAACUCUACCUAUUGUAUGAAGGUAUCCAUUUCACUGACAGUGGGUGAAAAUGACACUGGUCUGUGCUACAAUUCAAAGAUGAAAUAUUUAGAAAAAGCUGAACUUAGCAAAAGCAAGGAAAUUUCAUGCCCCAACAUACAGGAUUUUUUAAUACCAUAUAGAGAGCCAGAAAUCUUAUGGUAUAAGGAAUGCCAAGUCACAACCUGGAGACCAAGCGUUUUGUUCAAAAAGGAUAUUCUUGUUAUCCGGGAGGUUACAGAAGAUGACAUUGGCAAUUACACUUGUGAAUUAAAGUAUGGACUCUUUUCUGUCAGAAGAACCACAGAAUUAACUGUUACAGCCCCACUUACAGAAAAACCACCAAAGCUUUUGUAUCCUUUGGAGAGUAAACUAACAAUUCAAGAGACACAGCUGGGCCAUUCUCCUAAUCUAACUUGUCGAGCAUUCUUUGGAUACAGUGGAGAAGUCAGUCCUUUAAUGUAUUGGAUGAAAGGCGAAAAGUUUAUUGAGGAUUUGGAUGAAAGUCGGGUUUGGGAGAGUGAUAUUAGAAUCCUUAAAGAACAUCUUGGAGAACAAGAAGUUUCCAUCUCAUUAAUUCUUGAUUCAGUGGAAGAAGGGGAUCUUGGAAAUUACUCCUGCUAUGUUGAAAAUGGAUACGGCCGCAGACAUGCUACAGUUAUUCUACUUAAGAGGGAUAACAAAGAUUAUGAUGCCUAUUUGUCAUAUACCAAAGUGGAUCCUGACCAAUGGAAUCAGGAAACUGGGGAAGAAGAACGAUUUGCUCUUGAGAUCUUACCAGAUAUGCUUGAAAAGCAUUAUGGGUACAAACUAUUCAUUCCUGACAGAGAUUUAAUUCCAACUGGAACCUACAUAGAAGACGUGGCAAGAUGUGUAGACCAAAGCAAACGACUGAUAAUUGUCAUGACUCCAAAUUAUGUGGUCAGAAGAGGCUGGAGCAUCUUUGAAUUGGAAACCAGACUUAGGAACAUGCUCAUUACAGGAGAAAUUAAAGUGAUCCUCAUUGAAUGCAGUGAACUGCGAGGAAUUAUGAACUACCAGGAAGUUGAGGCACUGAAACAUACCAUCAAGCUUCUAACUGUAAUUAAAUGGCAUGGACCAAAAUGCAACAAGUUGAAUUCCAAAUUCUGGAAACAUUUACAGUAUGAAAUGCCUUUUAAGAGGAUAGAACCUAUUACCAACGAGCAGGUUUUAGAUGUUAGUGAGCAGGGGCCUUUUGGGGAAUUGCAGACGGUCUCAGCAAUUUCAAUGGCUGCUGCUACCUCCACUGCUCUUGCCACUGCCCACCCUGAUUUGCGUUCCACUUUUCAUAACACAUAUCAUUCACAGAUGCGUCAGAAACACUAUUAUCGAAGCUAUGAAUAUGAUGUACCUCCUACUGGCACCCUGCCUCUUACCUCAAUAGGUAACCAGCAUACUUAUUGCAAUAUCCCAAUGACACUUAUUAAUGGACAGAGACCACAGACAAAAACUAACCGAGAGCAGAAUCCUGAUGAGGCUCAUACAAACAGUGCAAUCCUACCCCUCUUACCACGGGAAACUAGUAUCUCAAGUGUCAUUUGGUGACAUCGGUGCAAGGGGGAAGUCAGCUCCCUUGAUCAGAAGCAAGGUCUGCAGUCUGGUGCCUGGAACUACAUCCUCGACUGCUGCUGUUAAACAUGCAUUACAAUCUAUGAAUUAUGAGGAAAAACAGGGUCUUGUACAUAUAGUUUUGGAAAUUUCUUUGCCACAUUAGUCUCCCUGUUUUACCCAUGUCUUUACCAUCCACAUGUUGAUUUUGUUUUAUAUGUCAUUAAGAUUUGUAUAUUUACAUUUUUUAAAAAGAAAGAAGUGAAGAGACUACUGUAUAGAUAGGGUUGAGGUUUUUUUUCUUUAUUAGUAUAAUUUGUGUGUGUUUGUGCAUUUUAAACAUUUUGUGGGGGAAUGCUUAGAUAAAACUGUUUUUAAUCUAGAAGCAGUAUCGAUUUUUUGGUCUGCCUAGGCUAAUAUCCAGAGUCGUGCUUGCAGCAAUUCCCCAUUGUCUGUUUGUGUGCGCGUGCAUGCGUGCACAUGUCACCCGUGCACAUGCACAUACGGGUGCCUAUUGAGGUAAGUGUGAAAUCACUUGCUCUUGGAGUCCCCACAAAUGUUUCAUAAUCUUUUCUUCAUGUUUUAUCACACUGCUACACUCUGCCCUUUUCCCAUCACCUUUUUAAAGCAGCACACUGUGUGAAAUUAAAGAUGGUCUAAUUGUUUAAUAUUUCACAUAGUAAAUAGUUGUGAACAACAACAAUGAAAAACCCAGUCUGUAUUACCUGUUUCACAAUAACCACUAUAACCAUUAUGGAAUUUAUAGGAAGUAUAAUAGAUUUUUCUGUUUGAUUUUAUGAGUUGUUUGUAUUCAUUUUAUAUAGAAAUAACAUGCCAACUCUAAUUCAUUCACUUCCUGGGAAAUUAUUGGAUUUGUUUAUUUGUUUGCUUGAAAUCAAUGGUUUCUUUUCUUAUUUACAUUCUUCAAAUGAGAUUAUUGACAUCUGCCAAGGAAAUAAGGCAGUAGGCACCGUGAAGUGCAUUAAAUCCUGCAGAGAUUUCCAAUGAUGGCUUCCAAACCAAACUAUAAUAGAAGGACAAUAUCUAAAAUGGUUUGUCAUGUUGUAUUACAGAAAAUGCUGUCUUUUAAGAACUAUGGAACAUACUUUUUCAACCAAGUUUGAAACAUAUGUAUAUUCAAGUUUGAUCAUCACCUUUUCUUUUUACUGAUACAUCCAGAGUUUAGCAUUCUUUAUUAUUCAUUAUUAUCUUUUCUUAAGCUUGUAAUAACACUACAUUUUUUUUAAUUCCAAGGUUGUUUAAAGGAGAUCUCAGGAGGUUGCAAAAAGUAAAUUCCAACAAACAUCAAUAUUUUAUAAAAUAUUAAUAUUUAAAUCAGAAGGAGAAAUGUUGGAAAUAAUGUUAUUGAAUAAAAUAAACUAGUUUUAUUUUAAAUGUAUUAUUUCAUCUUUAAAGAGUUAAAGAAAGAACAUGUAUUUUGGCUUUGCAAUUAUUUUAUGCAUAAAUUUAAGGACUGAACUUUGCCAAUUUGGAUUCAAUAAGAAUUUGUCAUAAAUAUUAACAGAUUUAACUCUUCAUUCACCUACUGUUAACAGAAUGACCACUACUAUUCAUAUUUCCACCAAUCAACGUAAUAGCCACCUUUCAUAUAAGAAGGCAGCCAACAGUAGAUUAUAUGAUUACUAUAGCACUAGACUAAUAGAGCAUAUUUCUUACAACAUAAACAGAUGUGAUAGAUUACUGAUAUUGAUUAAUAUGCUAGAGAAGCAUAUAGCAUUUUUUAAAUGUUGCAUUAAAAUGCAACAAUUUAACAGCAACAAUCUCGUGAAACUGCAGAUCUUUUUCUUCAUUGGAAAGAAAAGGAAAGAGUUUUCUACAUAGUUAAUAAGACAUAGCCAAUAUAAUGGAUGUGCUGUGUGUUUAUUUUGACUGCCAUCAUAAAAAAGGCCUAUAUUUUGGGUCAAAUAAGAUAUCAAUUAAUUUUAAGCUAAAAUCUAGAUGUUUGGGUUCCAUUGAUACAUGGAAAAUUACUGGUAUUAUGGUGUAGAUAGUCAAGAAAACACUUGAAAGCUGAAUUAGGAUGUAUAUGGUGUUUUUUGACAUAAUUUAACUAGCAAUAUUCAUUUCUGUGACUGUUCACUCAA